GUUUUUUGUAUAUGGAUAUGGUGGUACAGGGAAGACAUUUGUGUGGAGAACACUUUCUGCUGCUAUUCGUUCUAGAGGUGAAAUUGUUAUUAAUGUGGCUUCAAGUGGCAUUGCUUCAUUAUUGCUUCCAGGAGGACGAACAGCUCAUUCACGUUUUGCCAUACCACUAUCAUUGAAUGAGGAUUCAACAUGCAACAUCAAGCAAGGUAGUCCUAUUGCACGUCUCAUUGAAAAAUCCAAACUCAUCAUUUGGGAUGAAGCACCGAUGCUCCACAAAUACUGCUUUGAGGCUCUAGAUAGAAGUAUGCGUGAUAUUAUGCGAUUCUCAUGUCCAAACAGCCUCCACAUGCCUUUCGGAGGGAAAACUAUUGUAUUUGGAGGAGACUUUCGUCAAGUGUUACCUGUUAUUCCUCAAGGUGUGCCCAAUCAUGAACUCACAUUGAAAGUUGGAACUCCAGUCAUGCUUUUGCGUAACAUAGAUCAUUCUAUGGGGUUGUGCAAUGGAACGAGACUCAUUAUUACAAGACUUGGUGACCACAUAUUGGAGGCAAAGGUUUUGACAGGAAGAAGUAUGGGGCAACAAGUAUUGAUUCCGAGAUUGUCAUUGACUCCUUCGGAUGUGAGACUUCCUUUUAAAUUUCAAAGAAGGCAAUUCCCGAUCAUGGUUGCUUAUGCUAUGACUAUAAAUAAAAGUCAAGGGCAAUCUCUUUCGCAUGUUGGUUUAUUGUUAAAGAAGCCGGUUUUUUGUCAUGGACAAUUGUAUGUAGCAGUUUCCAGGGUCACGAGUCCAAAAGGAUUGAAGAUUUUAAUCAUAGGUGAUAAUAA
Molecule: messenger RNA, 825 nt
Organism: Cuscuta europaea
Lineage: Eukaryota; Viridiplantae; Streptophyta; Magnoliopsida; Solanales; Convolvulaceae
Source: the annotation of a GenBank genome assembly